Phaethon lepturus (White-tailed tropicbird) is the source of this 1862-nucleotide messenger RNA. RefSeq names its product zinc finger protein 488 (gene ZNF488). NCBI's taxonomy places the organism in Eukaryota, Metazoa, Chordata, Aves, Phaethontiformes, Phaethontidae. Gene Ontology annotation, biological process: regulation of DNA-templated transcription. Gene Ontology annotation, cellular component: nucleus. The record is from RefSeq and is a predicted model, not a curated record. The coding region runs from base 2 to 1618 and encodes 538 amino acids. The transcript has 3 exons. Gene Ontology annotation, molecular function: protein binding.
UAUGAUGGAACUUACAUCUUUGCCGAAAUUCCUUUGGACAAGUGACAACAAACUUCUGCAUCACCAUUUUCCGGACGUAUUGGCUACUGUCCAUACCACACAAGACAUUCCUGAAGAAGUUGUUUUUGGACCAUGCGUGCUCCAGAACACCCUGCUGGACACUGUAGCUUUUAUUGCUCUCAAGUGUUCUGAUAGACGGAACAUCCACUAUGUAUUUAAGGUAGAUGUUACAUCUGUGCAUAGUCCCACAGGACUGCCUUGGAUGAGACUUGUACAAGCAGCUGCCAAUAGCAAGGAGCAGAACUUGGAAGCUUACUUAGAAAACAGUCAGCUGUAUUAUCGCUCUACCAGGAAAAUCAAGAAAAAUGAGGAGCUACUUGUCUGGUAUGAUGAGGAGCUUUCCAGCCUCUUGAGUUUCAAUGAGAUAAAAGCUCAGAGUCCCCAGAACGAGUUGAGAUGCCAAGAAUGCGACCGAGUCUUUAAAUAUGAGCAUUCCUAUCUCUCCCAUGUCCGCUUCCUAUGUGUCCCAGAGAAGAGUGCCCUGCUAUGGAGAAACUUCCAGAACCCUGAGACUGAAAAGAGCAACUUAUCUGAGCAGACCACGAAUUUCCACAGCCUGGCAAGGGAUCUAGAGGUCAAAAUGGCAGCUUGCAAAGAUGAUGCCCAGGGUCUCACAGGAGAAAGGAGAGCAAAAUCUGAAGAGCCUGAGAACAGCAGGAGCAGGAAAACAGUGCUGUUGGAGAAAACCAAUAAUUUGAGUAAGGAAUAUAACUGUGGGGGCAAGGAAGAGGUUGGGGUAGAGUAUGCAUCAGCUGCUUCUUUCUGGAAGCUUAGUUCAGGGAGGCAGUCAGCUAGGAAGGAUGCUUUAGAGCAGAAGCAGAGCGCUUUCACUGAGGUCAAGAGGAUGAAGGAGAAACUGAGGAACGAGAGACCAAAGGAGCCAGAACAGGAGGAUGGCACGGUACCACUUGGUAAAGAGCAGGUGUCAAAGGAAGUGUUGCUGAACUCCUCCGGUAGUGCAUUCUCCUUUGUGUGGCCCACCAGACCCCGAGGAGAACAGAAGAGUGCUUUCAGCAAACCCAGUAGGUGUCUAACAGAAAGAGCUGCAAUUAAUUCUUCUCAUCCCAUGAGUGAGUCACCAAAGAGCCUGGGGGAGCUGUCUGGCUUCAUUGCCACCACAGACAUCGUGUGCUGCAGCACUCUUCUCAAUUCCAAGUUCUUUGUCAGUGAUUUGUGUAAUGCUCAGAUGCUGCAGACAAGCAUCACUCGGAGCAAUGUUUUCCCAUAUACCUCAGAACCAUGGCCCAAACAAGCAGGAGGACAGUUACAGAACACAACCACCACUUCUUCUUCCCCCUCCUCCUCUUCCUUGACUCUUCUUCCCCCCACCUUCACGUCCUUUGGAGUGGCUGCCCAGAACUGGUGUGCCAAAUGCAACCUGUCCUUUCGUAUGACAUCUGAUUUAGUCUUCCACAUGCGGUCACAUCACAAAAAAGAAUAUUCCUCAGCUGAAUCCCAAUGCAAGAGGAGACGAGAGGAGAAGCUAACGUGUCCCAUUUGUCAUGAGUACUUCCGAGAACGCCAUCAUUUAUCCCGGCACAUGACUUCUCAUAAUUAGAGCUGUGCAGACAGAUCUCACCAAGGGACUGGGCAGGUUGGGUAAAGAAGAGGAACAUAGUUCACUUGUAUCUAUUUCUUUUUAAGUUUACAUUAAUUUCUUACAGGAAAUCACUGUUUACAAUAAUUUAUAAUAGAUGCUUUGCAAAAAAAUAUAAAAUGUUUACAAGAGUCUGAGUGGGUUGUAAGUUUUGAAAACUCAACCUCGCCCUUGUCAAUCUAUUUUUGAGGAAAUAAAACAGUGA